CCGGCAGGCGCCAUGACUGGCUGUGCGGGCCCGGGCUCCCAAGGUUUCUGCUGGUCUCUACACCGCGUCCUGUUACUGUAUCUGUUUUUACUUAGUACCCUGGCCAACAAACUUAACGUGCCACAGGUGUUGCUACCCUUUGGCCGGGAGCCAGGCCGGGUGCCCUUCCUGCUGGGAGCGCAGCGGGGCUGCUACACUUGGCACUCUACCCAUCCUGAUGCAGUUACUGUUGAGCCUUUAUUUGAAAAUGGCAUCUUAUGUUCUCAAAGAGCUGUACUCAUUGCUCAAUCUACUCAACCGAUACGCCUCAGCAGUAUUAUUCUUGCUCGAGAAACAGUGACUGACCAUGAACUACGCUGUGACGUUAAGGUUGAUGUGAUCCACAACAUCGAAAUUGUGUCUCGGGCCCGGGAACUAUAUGUAGACGAUUCACCACUGGAGCUGAUGGUGAGGGCUUUGGAUGCUGAAGGAAAUACUUUUAGUAGUUUGGCAGGGAUGAUGUUUGAAUGGAGCAUUGCCCAGGAUAACGAGGCAGCAAGAGAAGAACUGUCUAGCAAAAUUAGGAUUCUGAAAUACUCUGAGGCAGAAUAUUCUCCCCCAGCCUAUAUAGCCGAGAUGGAAAAAGAAGAGAAACAAGGAGAUAUGAUUUUGGUGUCUGGGAUUAGGACUGGUGCUGCUGUUGUAAAAGUUCGAAUUUAUGAACCGUUCUAUAAGAAAGUAAUGCCAGCAUUGAUACGUCUGCUUGUUUUGGAAAACAUAUUUCUUAUACCAUCCCAUGAUAUUUAUCUGUUAGUAGGCGCGUAUAUUAAAUACCAAGUUGCAAAAAUGGUUCAGGGGAGAAUGACAGAGAUGAAAUUUCCCCUGGAACAUUAUACACUGGAGUUACAAGACCAUAGAGUUGCAAAUAAUAGGUCUCUUUCUGGGAAAGUGGCUUUAUUGGAUGAGCAGACAGCCAUAGUAACUGCCUCCCAACUGGGCCAAGCUAACCUUGUCUUUGUCCAUAAAAAUGUCCAUAUGCGAUCUGUUUCUGGACUCCCAAAUUGCACCAUAUAUGUUGUAGAGCCUGGAUUUUUAGGUUUCACCAUCCGACCUGGAGACCGAUGGAGUCUAGAGGUGGGACAAACGUAUGCCAUUACAGUGGAAAUAUUUGAUAAAAGUAGCACGAAGGUCUAUAUUUCAGAUAACCUCAGGAUCACAUACAGCUUUGUAAAGGAGUACUUUGAAGAGCAACUGACUACCGUGAAUGGAUCUUACCAUGUGGUAAAGGCCCUGAAAGAUGGUGUUGUGGUGAUAAACGCAUCCUUGAUGUCUGUCAUUCACCAGAAUAAAAAUAUUCAGCCUUUAAAAUGUCUAAUCAAACACCAGCAAGAAGUAAAGAUUUAUUUUCCCAUCAAGCUUACACCCAACUUUCUGGCCUUUCCUCAUCAUCCUAUAGGAGAGUUAUAUCGUUAUAAAGUACAGGUAGAAGGCGGUAGCGGCAACUUCACCUGGACCUCUUCUAAUGAAACAGUGGCCAUGGUAACCACCAAAGGAAUGGUGACUGCAGGGCAGGUCAGGGGGAACAGCACUAUACUGGCCCGAGAUGUACAAAAUCCCUUUCGAUAUGGAGAAAUUAAGGUAGAUGUCCUGAAACUGAACAAAAUGGAACUGUUACCAUUCCAUGCUGACGUGGAGAUCGGUCAGGUUAUAGAGAUCCCCAUCGCGAUGUAUCAUGUGAAGAAGGAGACCAAAGAGGCCGUUGCAUUCACAGACUGCUCUCACUUAUCCUUGGAUCUGAACAUGGACAAGCAAGGAGUCUUUACUCUUCUCAAAGAAGGUAUUCAAAGGCCUGGACCAACACACUGUUCUAGCACACAUAUCGCCGCCAAAUCUCUGGGCCAUACUCUGGUAACAGUGAGUGUGACUGAAUAUGAAGAAUACUUGGAGAGCAGUGCCACAUUCGCUGCUUAUGAACCCCUGAAGGCACUAAACCCUGUGGAAGUGGCAUUGGUGACAUGGCGGUCUGUGAAGGAAAUGGUAUUUGAAGGGGGUCCUCGCCCAUGGGUCUUGGAGCCUUCCCGGUUUUUUCUGGAAUUAAGCAUGGAGAAGAUGGAGAAAAUUGGAAUAACACAAAUCCGGAUGCCAGCUAAGAGAAAACAGAACCAGUACAUCUACCGGGUCCUAUGCCUGGACAUAGGGGAACAAGUUCUUACAUUCCGAAUUGGAAAUCACCCAGGAGUCCUGAACCCUAGUCCAGCUGUAGAGGUUGUGCAAGUACACUUCAUAUGUGCCCACCCUGCCAGUAUGUCAGUAACCCCAGUAUAUAAGGUUCCAGCUGGUGCUCAGCCGUGUCCUCUGCCACAGCACAACAAACAACUGAUUCCUGUAUCAAGUCUGAGGGACACAAUCCUAGAAUUGACAGUGUUUGAUCAACACAGGAGAAAGUUUGACAAUUUCAGUUCACUCAUGCUAGAAUGGAAAUCCUCCAAUGAAACACUAGCCCAUUUUGAAGAUUAUAAGUCAGUGGAGAUGGUAGCGAAAGACGAUGGCAGCGGGCAGACCCGGUUACACGGUCACCAGAUCCUUAAAGUACAUCAGAUAAAGGGGACUGUACUCAUUGGAGUCAAUUUUGUAGGCUAUUCAGAGAAGAAAAGCCCAAAGGAAAUUGCCAACUUGCCCAGAUCUGCAGCUGUGGAGCUGCUCCUGGUGAAUGAUGUAACCAUACUGCCUGAGAAUGCCACCAUCUAUAACCACCCUGAUGUGAAGGAAAUAUUUAGCCUUGUGGAAGGAUCUGGUUAUUUUUUAGUCAACAGCAGUGAGCAAGAUAUUGUCACCAUCACUUAUAUAGAAGCAGAAAGCUCUGUCCAGUUAGUUCCAGUACAUCCUGGGUUUCUCACCUUGGAGGUCUAUGAUCUGUGCUUGGCUUUCCUGGGUCCAGCAACGGCCCACCUCAGGGUUUCCGACAUACAAGAGCUGGAGCUUGAUCUGAUUGAUAAGGUUGAAAUAAGCAAAACCGUGUUAGUGACUAUAAGGGUUCUUGGCUCUUCCAAACGCCCUUUUCGAAAUAAAUAUUUCAGAAACAUGGAACUUAAACUGCAGCUGGCUUCCGCCAUUGUCACCCUGACGCUGAUGGAAGAACAGGAUGAAUAUUCUGAGAAUUAUAUCCUUCGAGCUGUUACUAUUGGGCAAACCACACUUGUGGCUAUUGCCAGGGACAAGAUGGGGAGAAAAUUCACAUCGGCUCCUCGGCAAAUUGAAGUGUUUCCUCCAUUUAAACUUCUUCCAGAAAAAAUGACACUGAUUCCAACUAACAUGAUGCAGGUAAUGUCUGAAGGUGGUCCCCAGCCUCAAUCCAUCAUUCACUUCUCCAUCAGUAAUCAGACUGUGGCUGUUGUUAACAGGAGAGGGCAAGUUACAGGGAAGGUGGUUGGCACAGCUGUGGUCCACGGCACCAUCCAGACAGUGAAUGAAGAUACUGGCAAAGUCAUUGUGUUUUCCCAGGAUGAAGUGCAGAUUGAAGUUGUUCAGCUAAGGGCUAUUAGGAUCCUGGCAGCUGCAACGCGACUCAUCACAGCUACUGAGAUGCCAGUUUAUGUCAUGGGAGUGACCAGUACCCAGACCCCUUUCUCCUUCAGCAGUGCCAACCCUGGGCUCACAUUCCACUGGUCCAUGAGCAAAAGGGAUGUAUUGGAUCUGGUGCCCAGGCAUUCAGAGGUUUUUCUACAGCUCCCCAUAGAGAAUAACUUUGCCAUGGUUGUCCACACAAAAGCGGCUGGCCGGACCAGUAUCAAAGUCAGUGUCCACUGUAUGAACAGUUCCUCUGGGCAGUUUGAGAGGAAUGUCUUGGAAUUGUCUGAUGAAGUUCAGAUCCUGGUGUUUGAAAAACUCCAACUUUUCUACCCAGAGUGCCAACCUGAGCAGAUUCUGAUGCCCAUGAAUUCUCAGCUCAAGCUCCAUACUAACAGGGAAGGCGCUGCCAUUGUGAGUUCCCGUGUUCUCAAGUGUUUCCCUAAUUCAUCUGUCAUUGAAGAGGAUGGCCAAGGACUCCUGAAAGCUGGUUCCAUUGCAGGUACUGCUGUGUUGGAAGUCACUUCUAUAGAACCUUUUGGAGUCAACCAAACAACUAUAACUGGCGUCCAGGUCGCACCAGUGACGUACCUGCGAAUGAGCAGCCAACCCAAGCUGUACACAACCCCAGGAAGGACCCUGUCGGCUUUUCCCCUGGGCAUGUCUCUCACCUUCAUCGUUCAGUUUUACAGUAGCACCGGAGAGAAAUUCCACACACAUAAUACCCAGCUUUAUCUGGCACUGAACAGAGACGACUUGCUGCUUAUUGGACCAGGGAAUAGAAACUAUACUUACAUUGCCCAGGCUGUGAACAGAGGGGUGACUCUUGUUGGGCUCUGGGACCGGAGACAUCCAGGCAUGGCAGAUUAUAUCCCUGUGGCUGUAGAGCACGCCAUUGAGCCAGACAUCAAGCUUACCUUUGUUGGAGACGUCAUCUGCUUCAGCACUCACCUUGUCAACCAGCAUGGUGAAUCUGGGAUGUGGAUGAUUUCUGCUGACAAUAUUCUACAGACAGACAUUGUCACUGGAGUUGGAGUGGCCAAGAGUCCAGGAACUGCAACAAUUUUUCAUGACAUCCCGGGAGUAGUGAAAACAUAUCGAGAGGUGGUGGUCAACACAUCAUCAAGAUUAAUGCUCAGUUACGACCUUAAGACUUAUCUCACCAAUACCCUCAAUUCAACUAUAUUUAAGCUCUUCAUUACCACUGGCAGAAAUGGUGUCAACCUUAAAGGAUCCUGUACCCAAAAUCAGGCCUCGGCCAUUACAAAGGUACUUCUCCCAGAGACCCUCAUGCUGUGCCAUGUACAGUUCAGUAAUACUUUGCUAGACAUUCCAGCAAGUAAAGUCUUUCAUGUCCGCUCAGAUUUUAGCAUGGAGAAAGGGGUUUAUGUCUGCCUCAUCAAGGUGCGGCCCCAGUCAGAGGAGCUGCUCCAGGCCCUCAGCACGGCUGACACCUCAGUGUACGGUUGGGCCACGCUGGUCAGUGAACGGGGCAAGAAUGGAAUGCAAAGAAUCCUGAUUCCUUUCAUCCCAGCCUUUUAUAUGAACCAGUCCGAACUCGUUCUUAGCCACAAGCAAGACAUCGGGGAAAUAAGAGUGCUGGGAGUGGACAGAGUUCUUGAAAAGUUGGAGGUCUCCCCCAGCUCCCCAGUUCUGGUGGUCUCAGGCCACAGGCACUCUCCCGUCACACCUGGCCUGGUCAUCUAUCCUGUAAGAGUAGUCAACUUCACUUCCUUCCAGCAGAUGGCAUCACCUGUUUUUAUCAAUAUUUCUUGUGUGCUCACCCAGCAAAGUGAAGCUGUGGUAGUGAGAGCUAAGAAGGAUACAUCUGAAGAUCAAUGUGAAGAUUCAGGUAUCCUCAAGUGGUUCGUUGGUUCUUACCAGAUCCUCCUCUUUACCCUCUUUGCGGUGUUGGCAUCAACUGCUUUCAUCUUUCUAGCAUACAAUGCCUUCUUAAAUAGAGUCCAGACUGUUCCAGUUGUUUAUGUACCAACUAUAGGAACACCACAGCCAGGUUCAUAUACCUCUACACGUUCUCCCCCUCACUUCAUGAGUGCACAGCCACCCUUGACUCAGAGUCGGCUACAACACUGGCUAUGGAGUAUAAAGCACUAACCCACACUCUGACAAGUUUCCUCUAACUGUAGAAUGGACAUUACCAGCCCUACACAAGGAACCUAA
Messenger RNA from Tupaia belangeri chinensis (Chinese tree shrew), 5727 nucleotides. RefSeq names its product nucleoporin 210 like (gene NUP210L). Bases 13 to 5661 code for a protein of 1882 amino acids. The transcript has 40 exons. The record is from RefSeq and is a predicted model, not a curated record. Lineage: Eukaryota; Metazoa; Chordata; Mammalia; Scandentia; Tupaiidae. Gene Ontology annotation, cellular component: nuclear pore.